Messenger RNA from Triticum aestivum (bread wheat), 2888 nucleotides. RefSeq names its product putative disease resistance RPP13-like protein 1. The transcript has 2 exons. The record is from RefSeq and is a predicted model, not a curated record. Gene Ontology annotation, biological process: defense response to other organism. NCBI's taxonomy places the organism in Eukaryota, Viridiplantae, Streptophyta, Magnoliopsida, Poales, Poaceae. Gene Ontology annotation, molecular function: ADP binding. The coding region runs from base 476 to 2698 and encodes 740 amino acids.
AAACAAUGAAUCAAUAAUUUAUAUAGAGUACUCCCUCCGUCCCGUAUUACUGGUCUUAGAUUUAUCUAGAUAUGGAUGAUUAGAGUAGAUUUGGGACGGAGGUAAUAGUAUUUAUUAGAGUAGAUUAGCCUAGUUAUCCUUAGAUGACCCUAGAAUGUUCCACUUGCAUUCUUCCACAAGCUCCUCUUCCCUGUGUAGCCCCGACAUAUUGUUUGGUCAUCUCCCGAUGGGACAACCAUGCCUCUCCAUGCCCUAUAUCAACUGUGCAGCCACCUCGGCCUUCGAUAACCUAGAUUCUCUUCACCCAAUGCUCUCUUUUCUCUAGAUAUUGACAAGGCAUAGACAGAAAAAUAACUUUUCAUUGGGAGAUGAAAUAAGCCUAUAUUCGUGAGAAAAAAUGGUAUAAAUACUCUUCAAAUGGAGGAGUUCUUGAUAGCCUCAACUUGCUUGUUAUUUGGUUUUGCAGGUGACUGGUAUGUCAAAAGUGGAGUUGAAGAAGAGCCUGGAGAAGAUAGAAAGUGCUAUAAAUGAUGCAUGUGAAAUUUUGAAACAGUUGAACUUGCCAUGUGUAAGUAAUGAUAAGGGGAGACCAGCUGUUCCUACCAAUGCACGUAGUGCAGGCAUCAGUCCUCCAGUACGUGUAAUUGGUCGAGAUAAGGAUCUUCACAAGAUCAUAGCAAUGCUUCAUGAGAAGGAAGACCAGUGCCAAGCAGACACUGUCAGCGAUACAUGUUAUUCUGUGAUUGGCAUUCAUGGCAUCGCCGGGUCUGGCAAAUCAACACUUGCACGUUGUGUUUAUGAUCAGGAGAAAAAGCAGAAGCAAGAGAAUAUGGAUGGUCAUUUCGAGAUUGUCAUGUGGGUUCAUGUUUCUCAGAAAUUUGAGUUGGAUUCCAUUUUCAGGGACAUGUUUGAGGGGGCUACACGGGAAGUCUGCCUGGAUUUUAAUAGUCUUCAUGCCUUAAAAGAAAAUCUAGAGGAAAAACUGUGUGGAAAACGGAUUUUGUUGAUACUGGAUGAUGUCUGGUACAACAGUAGGAAUUCGGAAGACCAUGAAGAACUACAAAAGUUAAUUUCUCCGCUGAAUGUUGGGAAGGCAGGAAGCAGAAUCUUGGUGACUAGUCGAACUGAAGAUGCAUUAUUAGCUCUGGGUGCUGCUCAAGAGAGAUGUAUUCCAAUAUCUGACCUGGAUGAUGAAGUGUUCCUCGAAAUGUUCAUGUAUUAUGCACUUGGAGAUGCAAGGGUAGGUGGCCAUGAUCGAAGAGAACUUGAAACGAUUGGAGAGGACAUUGCAAAAAAGCUUAAGAGAUCACCUCUAGCAGCCAGAACAGUAGGUGCACGGCUGCGUAAAAACCUGAAAGUCGAGAUUUGGAUGAGGGAGAAGGAUAGGGACCUUAUGAAAGAGACAAUGGGAGCUCUAUGGUGGAGCUACCAGUAUCUUGAUGAGCAGGUCAGGCGAUGCUUCGCUUACUGCAGUAUUUUUCCAAGACGGCAUCAGUUGACACGUGAUGAGUUAGUUAAGUUGUGGGUGGCAGAAGGGUUUAUAAAGACUAGUAAAGCUGAAGAGGAAAUGGAAGAUGUUGCUCGGGAUUACUUUGAUGAAUUGGUGUCGGCCUCAUUUCUGCAACUAGGAGGGAAACAAGAAAAUAUUCUUGGACCUGAUGGUGUGGUUGAUUACUUUACUAUUCAUGAUCUGCUCUGUGAUUUAGCGGAGGACGUUUCUGGAAGAGAUUGCUUCAGGAUUGAGAAAGGCUUCACAGGAGAAGUUCCUCAAGAUGUUCGCUACCUUUUUGUCGGGAGUUAUGAUAUAGAGAUGCUUACUGAGAAGAUGUCUGGAUUGAAACAUUUAUGCACUCUCAUCAUCAAUGACAUCAUAUGGCUUAAAUCAGAUGAGUCUGAAUUCUUAGCGAGUAUGUUCACUAUGUUGACAGGGCUGCGGAAAUUGCGGGUACUGAAUAUGAGAGUAGCACGUGAGAGGAGUGGAUUUGGUUUUUCAUUCUCAUUCCCAGAUUCUAUUGGUCAGUUGAAGCAUCUGCGUUAUUUUGGUUUCAUGGUUCCAGUACUUCACAAGCUAACUUUACCAGGUGCUUUUACCAAGCUUUACCACAUGCAGGUGGUAGAUUUUGGUCAUUGCAAAUUUUUGGCUUUUUCUAGAGGUGAAGAUAUGAUGAACCUUGUCAACCUGCGCCGUGUAAUCAGCAAGGCAGAUCUUGAUUUUCCGAACGUUGGCAGGCUGACAUGGCUCCAAAUGUUACCAUUCUUCACAAUAAGUAAGAAGCAGGGGUACGAGUCUCACCAGCUGAAAUACCUAAACAAGCUUCAAGGCAAGCUGCAGAUCCACGGUCUUGAGAAUGUUGAGAGCAAGGAGGAGGCUGUUGAAGUAAGUCUUGCUGGCAAGGAAAAACUCACAGAACUGGUACUGGUCUGGGAUGAUAAGAACUGCAGUCCAGAAGUUCAAGCAGAGGUGCUUGAGGGUCUUUGUCCAUCAAAGUAUCUUGAAAGAUUAGAAAUCAGGGGUUACCGUGGUAAGAGGAUACCGAGUUGGAUGAUGGGUACGCAUAACGGCAGCCCGAAGAACCUGCAAGACCUUCACUUCAUCAGAUGCAGCUUGGAUGACUUACCAGGUAAUACGGAGCACCUCACAUCACUCAAGAAUGUGAUCCGGUAUAACUACAGCCAAUCCAAAUUGGCAAAAGAUUGAGCACAUUCCAAGGAAAACAAUUCAAGGUUCUUGUAAAAGGUCCAUAUGGAAGAUAAAGUUGCUGCUAUGUCUGCCAGCUUCGGUGAUGAAGACUGAAUUUAGUCGUUUACUAGGGUGGUAUGUAAUAAUGCAGAAUGAUGAACGCUGGUUUUAAGAACACUAUGGAAUGCAUGAUGAACCCCAAACUGUA